GCACAGAGAGUUACUUUGUAUACUGAGUUGCCGACUUUGACUACCUCUCUCUCCAACUGAUUAAGUUUUUCAUUACACUAAAGCGUGAUGAAGAACCUCAUCUCACGCUUUACUCUUAGUUUUACUCUUUUGAAUAAAUAACACUCCCUACUACGCUGUUUCUAUUCAGUCUGCUCCCUCACACGAACUCGCAAAACCCUAAUCGCUUCCUCGAAACCUUCGCUUCUUCAAUCAUCUCGGUUUUGGCUCCCUCCGUUGCCACCUCCGGACAGUUCCGCCGCUUCUUUCUUCGCUAGGUCGCUGCAAUUUCGAAUUCCGUUACUUGUUUUGUUUCUGCAGAUGGCAGGGGCGGAGAAUAGCGACGGGAGCGGGAGUGAACGAGAAUUAGCGGGAAAUGGUAACAACGGGUUUUUGGAGUGUAGUGGUUCUGCUGGUAGUGAAGGGAACGACAGCGUUUCUUAUGCGAACGUCUUGCGUUCGAGGAACAAGUUUGCUGACGCUCUUGCUAUCUACGAGCGUGUCUUGGAGAGCGAUGGUGCAAAUGUGGAGGCGCUCAUUGGGAAAGGGAUAUGCCUUCAGAUGCAGAAUAAGGGAAGGCUUGCGUUUGAGAGUUUUUUUGAGGCUAUCAAGCUGGAUCCUCAAAAUGCUCGUGCUCUCACACAUUGCGGCAUUUUGUAUAAGGACGAUGGUCGCCUGGUGGAGGCUGCAGAGUCGUAUCAGAAGGCUUUACGAGUGGAUCCUUCAUACAGAGCAGCAGCUGAAUGCCUUGCCAUUGUGUUAACAGAUAUUGGUACCAACACAAAGCUUGCUGGAAACACUCAGGAAGGAAUUAAAAAAUAUUUUGAAGCCCUCAAAGUAGAUCCACAUUAUGCUCCUGCAUACUACAAUCUUGGUGUGGUCUAUUCAGAAAUGAUGCAAUAUGACAUGGCCCUCACUUUCUAUGAAAAAGCUGCAGCAGAGAGGCCAGUUUAUGCUGAAGCAUAUUGCAAUAUGGGUGUGAUUUAUAAAAAUCGUGGUGACUUGGAUUCAGCUAUUUCUUGUUAUGAUAGGUGUUUAACUGUAUCACCUAACUUUGAGAUUGCAAAGAAUAAUAUGGCUAUAGCUUUGACAGAUUUAGGAACGAAGGUGACACAUCUGAAAUUCUACGUUAAAUUGGAGGGGGACAUCAACCAAGGCGUGGCUUUGUAUAAGAAAGCUUUGUAUUACAACUGGCAUUAUGCUGAUGCCAUGUAUAAUCUUGGGGUUGCUUAUGGUGAGAUGCUUAAGUUUGAUAUGGCCAUUGUAUUCUACGAACUUGCCUUUCACUUCAAUCCACAUUGCGCGGAAGCAUGUAACAAUCUCGGUGUUAUAUAUAAAGAUCGUGAAAACCUUGAUAAAGCAGUAGAGUGCUACCAGCUUGCUUUGUCAAUCAAACCUAAUUUUUCACAGUCGUUGAAUAAUCUUGGUGUUGUAUACACUGUCCAGGGUAAAGUGGAUGCUGCUGCAAGUAUGAUUGAGAAAGCUAUCAUUGCAAAUCCAACAUAUGCAGAAGCAUACAAUAACCUAGGAGUUCUUUACAGGGAUGCUGGCGAUAUAACUGGAGCAAUUAAUGCUUACGAGCAAUGUCUUAAGAUUGACCCUGAUUCUCGGAAUGCUGGUCAGAAUCGCUUACUUGCAAUGAAUUACAUAGAUGAAGGAAUUGAUGACACACUUUUUGAGGUUCACAGGAACUGGGGUAGGCGAUUCAUGAGACUAUAUCCACGUCACACAUCAUGGGGUAACUCAAAAGAUCCUGAUCGGCCCCUUGUGAUAGGCUAUGUUUCGCCUGAUUAUUUUACCCAUUCUGUAUCGUAUUUCAUUGAAGCACCUCUUGUAUAUCAUGACUACUCCAAUUUCAAAGUGAUUGUUUAUUCUGCAGUUGUCAAGGCAGAUGCAAAAACCAUUAGAUUUAGAGAGAAAGUUACAAAGAAGGGUGGUAUCUGGAAAGAUAUUUAUGGAAUUGAUGAAAAGAAGGUUGCCGACAUUGUUAGAGAAGAUCAAGUUGAUAUUUUGGUAGAACUUACAGGUCAUACUGCAAACAAUAAAUUGGGAAUGAUGGCAUGUCGGCCUGCACCGGUUCAGGUGACUUGGAUUGGUUAUCCCAAUACAACAGGAUUGCCUACAAUUGAUUAUAGAAUCACUGAUUCUCUGGCAGACCCUCCUGAAACAAAGCAGAAACACAUCGAGGAGUUGGUUAGAUUGCCAGAAUGUUUCCUUUGUUACACCCCUUCCCCUGAGGCUGGCCCUGUUUCUGCAACUCCAGCACUUUCCAAUGGCUUCAUCACAUUUGGUAGUUUCAACAAUCUUGCUAAGAUUACACCAAAGGUAUUGAAGGUUUGGGCGAGGAUAUUGUGUGCAAUUCCAAAUUCGCGCCUUGUGGUAAAAUGCAAACCAUUUUGUUGUGAUAGUGUGCGGCAAAGAUUCCUUUCAACACUAGAGCAGUUAGGCUUAGAGCCGCUACGUGUUGAUCUUUUGCCCCUUAUUCUGCUUAACCAUGAUCAUAUGCAUGCCUAUUCUCUAAUGGACAUCAGUUUGGAUACAUUUCCAUAUGCUGGAACAACAACAACUUGUGAAUCUUUAUAUAUGGGAGUUCCAUGUGUCACUAUGGCUGGUUCAGUACACGCACACAAUGUUGGUGUUAGUCUUCUCAGAAACGUUGGAAUGGAGCAUUUGAUUGCCAGAAAUGAAGAUGAGUACGUUGAAUUGGCUAAGAAGUUGGCUUCUGACAUUUCCUCACUACAUAAUUUGAGAAUGAGUCUACGAGAUCUCAUGUCUAAGUCCCCUCUCUGUGAUGGUGCAAAAUUUACCUUAGGUCUAGAGUCAACUUACAGAAAUAUGUGGCACAGGUAUUGUAGAGGAGAUGUUCCAUCUUUGAAACGCAUGGAAUUGUUAGAAGAAGUUGCUAUGGGUGACAUGACAAAUAAAAAUUCUGAGCAAUCAAGAAUUGCAAACUCAAGGGAGGACAGUCCUGGAUCUGUCAAGGCCAAUGGAUUUGAUACAAUGCCCGUGUCAAAGCUUAACAUAGACAGCUGCGAAGAAAACGGUGGGUCAUCAAAUGGUGGCGGUAGUAAACAAGGAAAAAGACAGGUUAAUGUUGAAUUCCAUCCGAGAAUCCUUUUGUAGUGAUUCAAGAAUGUAGAACUUGAUUACAAUAGUUGUACCAUUAUGAUGUAUAGUUGCUGUUGGAAGAAGCUGAAAGCAAUCAUUGCAUCGCAUAAAGUUAACUUGCAUAUAGGGGGUGGGGGCUAUAGAAAGUAAGUCAUAAAAGCCCCUUCGGUGCGGUGGAUGUGCAAAAGGGUGAAGCUACCUUGAGCUGCAGUCUGUAACACCUUUUUUGGUAGCCGAUACCUGCUGGAUAUUCCUCCCCUUCAUUUUAUCAAUAGAUUAGAGCGUGGCAAUUUGUUUUUACUGCUUUUGAAAUUGGCAUUUUUUUGUGGGCACGCAAUAGCUUUAUGGGGGAUUGCUUUUUGCACUGCCAUGGUUUUCUCCUACACACUAUGGGGUGUAUGUAGAAGACAAAAAUGACCCUAAGUAAUCAAAAACCUAAUUCUAUUUCAUCUUUUCUACAA
Vigna angularis (adzuki bean) is the source of this 3587-nucleotide messenger RNA. Its product is annotated as probable UDP-N-acetylglucosamine--peptide N-acetylglucosaminyltransferase SPINDLY. The record is from RefSeq and is a predicted model, not a curated record. Bases 340 to 3141 code for a protein of 933 amino acids. The transcript has 18 exons. Gene Ontology annotation, molecular function: protein binding. Lineage: Eukaryota; Viridiplantae; Streptophyta; Magnoliopsida; Fabales; Fabaceae.